CCGCCUAAUGGAAAAGUUUACCGAAAAUCGUGUUCCACUUCAACUUCGCCUCAAUUCGCAAUCAAUUAUAACAAUCUUCCAAGCGCUGAAAAGAACAAAAUAAAAAUAAAUAAACGACUGUGCGUACAUAACUAAAUAAUCUAGAACCUAUUUUACCUCAAUAAAUAAUUGGUUCAAGCGAACCCGUACAAGCGACAAAGUUUCUUGUUUUGUAAAUACCAACACAUACUCACCUACUCAUAUUUACAAACAAAUAAACGACUCCCACUCCCUUCGAAUAGUGAAUCCUUUUCUGGCUCCAACGUGAAAAUCUGAGUUCUUCUAAGUGCGCGCAGAAAAGCAUUUUAUAAACGAAUUCUGCGGAACAUAAAAAAUUCUAUGCGAGGCUUGCCAAUUUAAUAAUUUGGAAAAUAUUUAGCCAGGCGCUGAAGUGCAAGGACAACGAACGAUUUUAAGUAACUCUACUAAUCAACGGCAAACGGGGUUUCUGCGGAGAAGCAACGAAGAUUAGUGCAGCAGAAAGGAGUAAACUCGGACCCUGUGAACCAGGAUAUCAAAGACGACAAUUGGCCAUGGGUAGCAAUAUCAUACAACUACCUUGGGUACCGAAUUUUCGUGGCGGCAAAAUUGCCGCGGAGAUUUCUAGUCCGGGACCAGCGUGUGUGCAAUUACCAACUUUAGUCGGCAAAAAAGUGCCUGACUCAAAGAAACCAGGCGCUCCAGCAUUUUCUUUUGGUCAAAAACAUCGCAGAAAUUACGAUUCGAUUGGACCAGGGCCAGCACAAUACGACGUCACUGGCUUGGGCAUGAAAGGCAAAGCUACACCAACAGCUGCAAGUUUGCGCAGCCGCCCCAAAGAUAAGAUAGUUUUCACCACACCCGCACCGGGGGAAUACGAUGUGGACCGUGGUGCAAAAGCCAUCAUCGAUGCAACGCCAAAGUACUCAUUUGGACAAAAACCGCCAAAGGAGAAGCCAAGCCUAACACCUGCUCCAAAUAGUUACUGCCCUGAGGUAUCAUUUAUUAAAAAAAAAUCACCGAGCUACACUUUUGGUAGAAGAACGAAGCUCAACUUCGAUAAGGGGACACCAGCACCUGGAGAGUAUCAACCGGAAAAAGUUCGCCUAGACCGCAGCCCCGCAUACUCAAUUGCGGGAAGACAUGAGAUUAAAAAAAGCACCGAUUCUCCGGCACCGGGAGCAUAUUGCCCUGAAAAUGUUCGUCUUGAUCAUGCUCCUGCUUACACAAUAAGUGGUAGACAUAGAACUGUGGUUCAAAGUGAUACCCCUGCCCCUGGGGCGUAUUGUCCCGAAAAAGUUCGAUUAGAUAGCACACCUUCGUAUACAAUAAGCGGUAAGCAUGGAAUCAUUUCAAUACAAGACUCCCCAGGUCCAGCGAAUUAUUGUCCCGAAAAAGUGCGACUUGAUCACACUCCCGCGUAUACAAUGGCCGGAAAACACAAUCCCAAAAUAAGUAACAACACACCCGCUCCUGGAGAUUAUUGCCCCGAGAAAGUGAAAUUGGAUAAUACACCGGCCUACACCUUCGGAGGGAAGUAUGAUCCAAAACACAAUAACAAUACUCCGGCGCCAGGUGAUUAUUGUCCCGAAAAAGUGCGACUUGAUCACACUCCCGCGUAUACUAUGGCCGGAAAACACGAUCCCAAAAUAAGUAACAACACACCCGCUCCUGGAGAUUACUGUCCUGAGAAAGUAAAAUUGGAUAAUACACCGGCCUACACCUUCGGAGGGAAGUAUGAUCCAAAAUACAAUAACAACACUCCGGCACCAGGUGAUUAUUGUCCCGAAAAAGUUCGACUGGAUCACACUCCAGCCUACUCCAUGGGUGGACGACAUGACUUACAAAAGCCCAGUGACACACCAGCUCCAGGAGCUUAUUGUCCCGAGAAUGUGCGACUCGAUCAUAGCCCAGCGUUUACGAUGGCUGGAAAACACGAUCCCAAAAUAAGUAACGACACACCCGCCCCUGGAGAUUACUGCCCCGAGAAAGUGAAACUGGAUAAUACACCAGCCUACACUUUUGGAGGGAAGUAUGAUCCAAAAUACAAUAACAACACUCCGGCACCAGGUGAUUAUUGUCCCGAAAAAGUUCGACUGGAUCACACUCCUGCCUACUCCAUGGGUGGACGACAUGACUUACAAAAGCCCAGUGAUACACCAGCUCCAGGAGCUUAUUGUCCCGAGAAUGUGCGACUCGAUCAUAAUCCAGCGUUUACGAUGGCUGGAAAACACGAUCUCAAAAUAAGUAACGACACACCCGCUCCUGGAGAUUACUGCCCCGAGAAAGUGAAAUUGGAUAAUACACCGGCCUACACUUUUGGAGGGAAGUAUGAUCCAAAAUACAAUAACAAUACUCCGGCACCAGGUGAUUAUUGUCCCGAAAAAGUUCGACUGGAUCACACUCCAGCCUACUCCAUGGGUGGACGACAUGACUUACAAAAGCCCAGUGACACACCAGCUCCAGGAGCUUAUUGUCCCGAGAAUGUGCGACUCGAUCAUAGCCCAGCGUUUACGAUGGCUGGAAAACACGAUCCCAAAAUAAGUAACGGCACACCCGCCCCUGGAGAUUACUGCCCUGAGAAAGUGAAAUUGGAUAAUACACCGGCCUACACUUUUGGAGGGAAGUAUGAUCCAAAAUACAAUAACAAUACUCCGGCACCAGGUGAUUAUUGCCCCGAAAAAGUUCGACUGGAUCACACUCCAGCCUACUCCAUGGGUGGACGACAUGACUUACAAAAGCCCAGUGAUACACCAGCUCCAGGAGCUUAUUGUCCCGAGAAUGUGCGACUCGAUCAUAGCCCAGCGUUUACGAUGGCUGGAAAACACGAUCCCAAAUUAAGUAGCGGCACACCCGCCCCUGGAGAUUACUGCCCCGAGAGAGUGAAAUGGGAUAAUACACCGGCCUACACCUUCGGAGGGAAGUAUGAUCCAAAACACAAUAACAAUACUCCGGCACCAGGUGAUUAUUGUCCCGAAAAAGUGCGACUUGAUCACACUCCCGCGUAUACUAUGGCCGGAAAACACGAUCUCAAAAUAAGUAACGACACACCCGCUCCUGGAGAUUACUGCCCUGAGAAAGUGAAAUUGGAUAAUACACCGGCCUACACUUUUGGAGGGAAGUAUGAUCCAAAAUACAAUAACAAUACUCCGGCUCCAGGUGAUUAUUGUCCCGAAAAAGUUCGACUGGAUCACACUCCAGCCUACUCAAUGGGUGGACGACAUGACUUACAAAAGCCCAGUGACACACCUGCUCCAGGAGCUUAUUGUCCCGAGAAUGUGCGACUCGAUCAUAGCCCAGCGUUUACGAUGGCUGGAAAACACGAUCCCAAAUUAAGUAGCGGCACACCCGCCCCUGGAGAUUACUGCCCCGAGAGAGUGAAAUUGGAUAAUACACCGGCCUACACUUUUGGAGGGAAGUAUGAUCCAAAAUACAAUAACAAUACUCCGGCACCAGGUGAUUAUUGUCCCGAAAAAGUUCGACUGGAUCACACUCCAGCCUACUCCAUGGGUGGACGACAUGACUUACAAAAGCCCAGUGAUACACCAGCCCCAGGAGCUUAUUGUCCCGAGAAUGUGCGACUCGAUCAUAAUCCAGCGUUUACGAUGGCCGGAAAACACAAUCUCAAAAUAAGUAACGACACACCCGCUCCUGGAGAUUACUGUCCCGAGAAAGUGAAAUUGGAUAAUACACCGGCCUACACCUUCGGCGGGAAGUAUGAUCCAAAACACAAUAACAAUACUCCGGCACCAGGUGAUUAUUGUCCCGAAAAAGUGCGACUUGAUCACACUCCCGCGUAUACUAUGGCCGGAAAACACGAUCUCAAAAUAAGUAACGACACACCCGCUCCUGGAGAUUAUUGCCCCGAGAAAGUGAAAUUGGAUAAUACACCGGCCUACACCUUCGGAGGGAAGUAUGAUCCAAAAUACAAUAACAACACUCCGGCACCAGGUGAUUAUUGUCCCGAAAAAGUUCGACUGGAUCACACUCCAGCCUACUCCAUGGGUGGACGACAUGACUUACAAAAGCCCAGUGACACACCAGCUCCAGGAGCUUAUUGUCCCGAGAAUGUGCGACUCGAUCAUAGCCCAGCCUAUACUAUGGCCGGAAAACACGAUCUCAAAAUAAAAAACGACACACCCGCUCCUGGAGAUUACUGUCCCGAGAAAGUGAAAUUAGAUAAUACACCGGCCUACACUUUUGGAGGGAAGUAUGAUCCAAAAUACAAUAACAACACUCCGGCUCCAGGUGAUUAUUGUCCCGAAAAAGUUCGACUGGAUCACACUCCAGCCUACUCCAUGGGUGGACGACAUGACUUACAAAAGCCCAGUGACACACCAGCUCCAGGAGCUUAUUGUCCCGAGAAUGUGCGACUCGAUCAUAGCCCAGCCUAUACUAUGGCCGGAAAACACGAUCUCAAAAUAAAAAACGACACACCCGCUCCUGGAGAUUACUGUCCCGAGAAAGUGAAAUUGGAUAAUACACCGGCCUACACUUUUGGAGGGAAGUAUGAUCCAAAAUACAAUAACAACACUCCGGCUCCAGGUGAUUAUUGUCCCGAAAAAGUUCGACUGGAUCACACUCCAGCCUACUCAAUGGGUGGACGACAUGACUUACAAAAGCCCAGUGACACACCAGCUCCAGGAGCUUAUUGUCCCGAGAAUGUGCGACUCGAUCAUAGCCCAGUGUUUACGAUGGCUGGAAAGCACGAUCCCAAAAUAAGUAUAGACACACCCGCUCCUGGAGAUUAUUGCCCCGAGAAAGUGAAAUUGGAUAAUACACCGGCCUACACCUUCGGAGGGAAGUAUGAUCCAAAAUACAAUAACAACACUCCGGCACCAGGUGAUUAUUGUCCCGAAAAAGUUCGACUGGAUCACACUCCAGCCUACUCCAUGGGUGGACGACAUGACUUACAAAAGCCCAGUGACACACCAGCUCCAGGAGCUUAUUGUCCCGAGAAUGUGCGACUCGAUCAUAGCCCAGCCUAUACUAUGGCCGGAAAACACGAUCUCAAAAUAAAAAACGACACACCCGCUCCUGGAGAUUACUGUCCCGAGAAAGUGAAAUUGGAUAAUACACCGGCCUACACUUUUGGAGGGAAGUAUGAUCCAAAAUACAAUAACAACACUCCGGCUCCAGGUGAUUAUUGUCCCGAAAAAGUUCGACUGGAUCACACUCAAGCCUACUCCAUGGGUGGACGACAUAACUUACAAAAGCCCAGUGACACACCAGCUCCAGGAGCUUAUUGUCCCGAGAAUGUGCGACUGGAUCACACUCCAGCCUAUACUAUGGCCGGAAAACACGAUCUCAAAAUAAAAAACGACACACCCGCUCCUGGAGAUUACUGUCCCGAGAAAGUGAAAUUGGAUAAUACACCGGCCUACACUUUUGGAGGGAAGUAUGAUCCAAAAUACAAUAACAACACUCCGGCUCCAGGUGAUUAUUGUCCCGAAAAAGUUCGACUGGAUCACACUCCUGCCUACUCCAUGGGUGGACGACAUGACUUACAAAAGCCCAAUGACACACCAGCUCCAGGAGCUUAUUGUCCCGAGAAUGUGCGACUUGAUCACACUCCCGCGUAUACUAUGGCUGGAAAACACGAUUCCAAAAUAAGUAAUGACACACCAGCUCCGGGCGAGUACUAUCCCGAAAAGGUUCGACAAGAUCACAUACCGUCCUUUACCAUAACCAGUCGCAAGUAUUUGACUCAUGUCGACAACACUCCAUCUCCAUGCGAUUACAAGCCCGAGGAGUGUAAGCUUGACUAUUCGCCAGCGUACACCUUUGGCAUGAAGAUGAACACAGUCGUAAGAAGCGAAUCACCAGCACCAGGACAAUAUCAGCUAGAGAAAAUUAAUUUGGAUCGAGGACCAGCGUACACGUUCGGCAUAAAGGUGACUCGUGACAUAGUCAGUGAGACCCCAGCACCCACUGCUUAUGAACCAGAAAAGCACAUCCUCGAACAUGCACCCUCCUUUACUUUUGGAUUAAAACCCAAGGACGACAGGCUUGGUUUGAAUGCGCCAGCACCUGGCCACUAUCGUCCUGAAAACUAUAAAUUAGAUAAUUCACCCGCUUUUACGUUUGGUUUGAAAGUUCCACCCAUGCCAGCUCUUCCAAAGGGUGCUUAUGUAGAAGAUCGCAUUUUACAAAGACGUGAACGGCGUUUAACGAGUCCCGUUCGCACCAAUCAAAAUCAGAAUAAACUUAACGCUGAUGAUGUAAAUUUCAAAACAACGGUUACCGUAACCGAAGUCUGUGCCAAUAAUGUCGACCACACACCCACAUCGAUACUCACCACAACCACGAGAGUAAUGGGUGAGCAAGGUGAGCAAAAAAUGAGCAAAGAAAUUCAAAAACACAACGGUAGUGACAUUAAGGCAAACAGCACGGCUAUCAGCACCAUACAGCACACCACCAGCGGCACACUCAGGAAUAGCUUAGAAGCUGUUAAGUCGAGUUCGGGCAAUGCAAGUUCUAAACUGAUCACCACCACUACCACAAUGCGCACAGUUGCAAAUGGUGUACAAGAUAACGGUAGGGAAUUUCGCACUGCACAGGGGAAAUCCGAUGCGGCAGCGUCCAAGUCUGCUGGUUCAGUCACCAAAACAGUAGUUCAACCGGACGGCACAACUGUCACAACAACCACAACUUCAAGAACUUCAGCAGUCAAAUACGCUGUAGAGGCGAGUGCUACACACGAAAAAAUUUCAAGCUCCUAACGUCUAUAAAAUCCCCACCGUCUUGGGUAUUAGCAAAGAAGGUCCUAUACGUUCGGCACCGGCUUUCACAAUGGCCGGUAGACAAAAGCCACGACUAACCCCCGC
Anastrepha obliqua is the source of this 6845-nucleotide messenger RNA. RefSeq lists its product as uncharacterized. NCBI's taxonomy places the organism in Eukaryota, Metazoa, Arthropoda, Insecta, Diptera, Tephritidae. Gene Ontology annotation, cellular component: cytoskeleton. Bases 573 to 6740 code for a protein of 2055 amino acids. The transcript is spliced from 10 exons. The record is from RefSeq and is a predicted model, not a curated record.